AUUUCUGUUUUUCUACAAUCGCCCCAUAUCGACCAUUCACCCGGUGCUAUGCAACUCCUCCACACAUUCCUUGCAUCGAUAUGGGCUUUGCCUAAGCCUGAGGAUAAAGAUGUCCAGUCUUUUCUCGACCAGGUGGCAGGGGUUUUGAAAGCCCGCCAAGUAGUUCGGCAUCAGGCACUACACGAUGAGAGCUGUCCGAUUAAACAGGUUGACCUAAAUAACCUGGAAAAAACAAUACGUUUCGUCUUUGACAAGAAGAACCCUGACAGAACUGCCGGAAAACGAAGCAGCUUGAAAAAACUCAAGUGCAGAGACCUCAUCGCUCUAGGUUUGACUCUCAAGAUCAGGGAGCUGAACAUUUAUGGCGAGGGGGUGAUCGAGGAUCUCGUCACAGCCGGCCCGCACAUCGGGGGUAGGUUGAAUGGACGUAUCCUAUCCAACCCUAAGAUUUUCAAGCUCGUUACUGGCCUCGAGCUCGAGCUUAAAAGUCCAGCCUACGAAGAAUUCCUUUUAGGUUUCCGCCGUUUGUGGCUUGAACAAAAUGAACAUUCGGCGGGCGCAGAGCCACGAGGGACGAAAAGGAAGAAAAUCACAGCAGCAAACAGCCCUAGCGAGGACACUGUAACAGUCCGCAUUGCUAGUUCGCCAGAGCUCCAAGCAUCAUCCACCUGCCAUCCCCCAUCGUCGCCCGCCCUACCGUCAGAUGCGGCAUCAUCUCUGGGCAGCCCUACUGUCCAAUCAGUGUCCUAUCAGACCGAAUCGGCACCUUCACCCUCGAACAUGCUGACGGCCACCCCAGUACCUCCCUGGGAUCCAGUCACAUCAUCAUGGCCUUCGUCCCGCGCCCUGGAUACGGGAACUCAAGACCGCCUUCAAACCCCCCCGGCUGCGCACUUUGUCCUUACCUCCGAAAUCCCGCUAGUGUCCACCGAAGCUGCCCAACAAACAACCAACCAAGCCACGACUACCCCUUUGGAUAUCAUCAGGCUAGGCAACGAAUGGGGCAUAAACUUUAUGCAGCCUGGCGGAGAACUGGCUCCUGGCUUCUAUCAACAGGAAUUUUCCCCCCGACACUAUUGAUCAUGCAGUUCCUCCGUUUUGUACCGAACCGCCAUUAUGGCAAUUCCCCCAUCUGUCACGUGGAUACCGUCGUUUUCAUAAAGCUGGAGGAUGUCACCAGCCUGUAGAUUUAUGGGCUGCAAUUCGCGUUCUGGUGUGAUGGCUUU
Messenger RNA from Gaeumannomyces tritici R3-111a-1, 1226 nucleotides. RefSeq lists its product as hypothetical. The annotation marks the transcript as partial. The record is from RefSeq and is a predicted model, not a curated record. Lineage: Eukaryota; Fungi; Ascomycota; Sordariomycetes; Magnaporthales; Magnaporthaceae. The transcript is spliced from 3 exons.